This is a messenger RNA of Pediculus humanus corporis (human body louse), 768 nucleotides long. Its product is annotated as cutile protein, putative. Lineage: Eukaryota; Metazoa; Arthropoda; Insecta; Psocodea; Pediculidae. The transcript has 5 exons. The record is from RefSeq and is a predicted model, not a curated record. Gene Ontology annotation, cellular component: chitin-based extracellular matrix. Gene Ontology annotation, molecular function: structural constituent of chitin-based larval cuticle. The coding region runs from base 1 to 768 and encodes 255 amino acids.
AUGAAAUUCUUGGUUGUGUUGUCUGCCCUUGCGGCUGUUGCCGUUGCCAACCCAGGAGUUGCCUCUUUGGGUUAUAACUCCGUUCAAGGAGCUUUCGGUCACUCCGGUUUCGGAGCUUCCGCCGUUCCAACCGGUUACUCUUACAGCACUGUUUCCGUUCACGCUCCAGCCGCUGUAUCUGCCCCAGCUGUUUUUGCCGCCCCAGCCGUCCACGCUCCAGCUGUCGUUGCUGCUCCAGCCGUUCACGCCCAAGCUGUUGUCGCUGGUCCAGCUGUUCACUCUCAAGCCGUUGUUGGAGUUAAAACUCAAUACCAAAGUCAUCAAGGCCCACACGGUCAAACCAGCUACGGACAUUCUGAACCUUUCCAAAGCCACGACGCCAGUCAAGAUGCUCAUGGAAACAAAGUAGGAUCUUUCAGCUACGUAGCCCCAUCCGGACAAGUUUUCAGAACCGACUACGUUGCCGAUGCUUUGGGAUACAGAGUUAGCAGCAACGCUCUCCCAGUUGGCCCAUCUCACGGACCAUCUGAAACCCCAGAAGUUGCCGCUGCCCGUGCCGAACAUUUGGCUCACCACCAACACUACAGAGCUAAAAGAGGAGUCCACGCCGUUGGUUACACUCCAGCUGCCACCGCUCCACUCGGUGCCGGAUUCCCAACCCCAGUUGUUUACUUUGCUCCAGUCGUCGUUCAAUCCGCUCCAGUUUCUUACUCCGCAGUUGUUGCUCCACACAGCUACUCUGUCUCCCACUACAGUUACGCUCAUUAA